AUGCCCGGUUCCCCCACUCUUUUGGCACCGGACAUUGCGCUUAAGUUUCCUGGGAUCAGGCCCUGGAGUUGCACAACACCCAACGCAACUCGAACGUUCUCUUUUGGCUACCAACAGAAGCAACAACGGCAUGGACAAUCCAAGUUUUUCCACUUCAAACAGCUCUCAACGGCCCAGCGACGCAUGCUCAGGCAGCACAGUAUCAUCGUCCGUGUUGGCGCUGCGGGGUCAAACAGCUCGGCCGAAAUCAAGGGCCUUGCCAGUUCUGGUCUCUCGGAUGGCAAGCGGACGAUUGUGAUUGGGCGGCGGACUGGCGUGGCACAGCCCGGCAGUCUUGCGUGGUUACACAAGGCUCAAUGA
This is a messenger RNA of Podospora pseudocomata, 360 nucleotides long. RefSeq lists its product as uncharacterized. The coding region runs from base 1 to 360 and encodes 119 amino acids. The transcript is spliced from 2 exons. The record is from RefSeq and is a predicted model, not a curated record. NCBI's taxonomy places the organism in Eukaryota, Fungi, Ascomycota, Sordariomycetes, Sordariales, Podosporaceae.